Messenger RNA from Cyclopterus lumpus (lumpfish), 2044 nucleotides. It is a transcript of the gene fgf4, whose product is annotated as fibroblast growth factor 4. The coding region runs from base 16 to 582 and encodes 188 amino acids. The transcript is spliced from 3 exons. Gene Ontology annotation, biological process: positive regulation of gene expression; fibroblast growth factor receptor signaling pathway; animal organ morphogenesis. Lineage: Eukaryota; Metazoa; Chordata; Actinopteri; Perciformes; Cyclopteridae. The record is from RefSeq and is a predicted model, not a curated record. Gene Ontology annotation, molecular function: fibroblast growth factor receptor binding; growth factor activity. Gene Ontology annotation, cellular component: cytoplasm.
AGAGCCAGACCCGCAAUGGGCUCUCUGGCGGCCCUGCGGACGCUCCUGGUACUGGGCCUGGUCACCGGACUGGCUGGAUGCGCCCCCGGCUUGAACGGCACGGAGGACCGCUGGGAGGCCCUCUACUCCCGGUCGCUGGCGCGGAUCCCAGGGGAGAAGAGGGAGGAGAUCAACCGGGACGGCGACUAUCUCCUGGGCAUCAAAAGGUUGCGGCGCCUCUAUUGCAACGUGGGGAUCGGCUUUCACAUUCAGGUGUUGCCGGACGGUAGAAUAACGGGAGUACACAAUGAACAUCUUGACAGUCUUCUGCAGAUCUCUCCGGUGGAGAGAGGAGUGGUGACUCUGAUGGGCCUUCGCAGUAAACUCUUCGUGGCCAUGAACGGGCGCGGAAAGCUGUACGGAUCUUUGCACUACAACAACGAGUGUAAGUUCAGAGAGAAGCUCCUCGCCAACAACUACAACGCCUACGAGUCGCUGGCGUACCCGAGGAUGUACAUCGGCCUGAGUAAGAACGGCAAAACAAAAAGAGGAAACCGAGUGUCGCCCGCCAUGACGGUGACACAUUUCUUGCCAAGAAUCUAGUGGCUUCAUAAAUAGACUUCACCUCAAUAUGGAGACAGAGGGGGGAUUCCAAACCAUGAUGCACUUUCACUUAUGCAAGUGUAUCAUAUUUCUUUAGCUUUGUAUAUAUUUUUUAAGGAGGGUUAUGUCUCGUCACCGUUGGGGGGAGCGCGUUAUUUAUGUUUUCAUUUUCUAAUUUAUCUGAUAUUUGCUGCUACAUGGAUUCCUGUCUACAGAUGUUGUUUUUUAAGUUUGCACUGAUGGGAACAUAUGCAACAGUGCACAUUUAUGGCUGUUUGUUUUUUAAAUAUUAUUUUCAACAAAACAGGACCUUUUUGAGCCUAAAAAAAUGAGACUAAAAAAUCAACGAGGCACGAGUGUCUCCAGCUCCUUUGUGUGGCACUGGAGCCUAAUUGAACCAGUAUCAUCUUACUGCUGGGGAAAGGAGGGAGACGAAGAACCCCCACAACCUCCACGGGUCUGUUUAUAGCCCUGCCAGGGGUGGGGGGGUGAACUCUGAACUUUUCUGCUGUCAAUCCCAGUCAGACCUAUACGAUGCAGACAGAGAGCGGCAUCCUCUUUGACAUUCUGUAAGUGUGGAAUUUGGGCAUUUAAAGGCAAGGUCAAAGUGCUGCAAUGCAAUGAGAAACUGUAGCCCCGACGGUGGAAUAGGAUUAUUCUCUACGUCAAGUUAUGUCUGGUUGCCAGGUAGCUUCUGGACGUCUGCCUGCUGGGCCUGGGGAUAUUCAGCCUGAUGCUGCCUCCUUAGAUACGGUCAAUGCCCUCAUCGUCUUUGCCUUCACUGGAAGGGACACUAUGUAUCUCUUGAAAGAAGACAUAGUAGUCUUCAAAGUUGAAUUCAUAAGCAAUAAAACACUCCUAACUCAGUCCAAUACACUUUUAACUUUUGCCGCUGUCAUUUUAAUAUAAUUCUCAAACUGUCAACAGAUUUCUUUAAUAAUCUCAGUAUCUUGAAGCACGGUGUUCCGUCAGUUUUCUCAGGCUAUACAUCAGUGUCAUUUACCAAGUGCAUUUCCUUUCCAGUCAUUUCCUCAUGCAGUGAUGAACAACAACACACUCAGGAUAAAAUAAGCUCAUUUUGUUGAGCAUACAAAGCUUGGCCCAGUUCCAGUACAACCGGUUCCCCCCUGUUCAUCCUCUUCCACUAAAGGCCCUUUCCAAGCAUUGCUUUAUCUCCCGACAGCAUUACUGUACACAUGUCAGGCCCCUGCUCUCCAUCUGUCUCAGCUCUGGUGGCCAUGUUGUCCUAGUUGCGCCUCGUCACGUUCCGGCUAUCUUUACCCUGCAAUUUACUUUUAGAAAGGAUAAUCAUGGGAGAAAUAUUUACAGACAGCUGUAGGACUGUACUAUAUGCUCGGGCCAGUAACACUAUAUUUUUCUUUAUAUAUUUUGUAAAUAUAACCUCGAAGUAACUGAAGGUGCUGGUAUUCCUUUCGGGGGGAGGACAGUUUUAAACCAACAG